This is a messenger RNA of Phytophthora nicotianae INRA-310, 2199 nucleotides long. RefSeq lists its product as hypothetical. The coding region runs from base 1 to 2199 and encodes 732 amino acids. The transcript has a single exon. Lineage: Eukaryota; Oomycota; Peronosporomycetes; Peronosporales; Peronosporaceae. The record is from RefSeq and is a predicted model, not a curated record.
AUGACGCUCAACCGAAGUUACUAUUGCCGGAACGCCCCGCGAUGGAUGCCGCUGCUGCUGGACAUCAUUUUGGUGGUUUUAUCCUUGCUGCUGGACGUGCGUGAUCUAUGGUUUAAGCUGCGAUGGGUGGGACCCCACAACACGUUCUCUUUCUCAACGGUAGAUAUGAAAAUCUUGCCAGCGUCGAACGCUGCACCAUUGCAACCAACCACGUCAUUUUCCUACGCAAACCAGAAGUUACAGCGAGACUCGGGGUGGAGCUCCUUCUUGGAAAGAUGUGAGUCGCUCACGCCCUUACUAGAAGAAGACAAGACGCGUAGCUUUCGCCAUGCUGUCGGAAAGAACUGCCUGAUCGGGGAGAGCACUAACCCGAUUCGAGCCACAGAUAUUGUUCUCAUGAGCAGCAUCAGCGUUGAUUCCGUGGCAUGGGCUGCAUGUGAGCUGUUGUAUAAACACCGCAAGCCACCCAUCUGCCACUCCCCGAUCGUCACCCAGUUUCAAGAGCGCUACAACUUUCAGGACAAACUUGCAACUGACUCCCUGAUAAGCGAAUCCGCAGGAGAACUGCCAAAAGGUACCAUACGAGAGAUAUACGCGGCAGCACCUGGACGUGAUACAGAGACGGAGCUUAUUGAGCUGCUUGAACUGAUCAGCCAAAGCUCACCGAUAUCUGCUACCGUAUGUGUGGAGGGGUUCAUCGUCAAAGGAUCAGGGGCCUAUUCUACAUCGAUAUAUGGAUGUGGAAGUCCCAGCUUUUACCGAAGCGUCCUCAUCGGAAGCGCUGCUCCCAUGAUUUCGCAUUUUUUGCGAGACAAAGCCUGGCUAACGUCAGACAAUCUGGAAUUUAUGGGUAUGACUUUCUUGAUACGUGAAAAUCAUCGUAGUAUGUUCACAAUGCACGACUCAACGAAGGGUAACGGCAAAAGAGUACUGGAGCACAGAUCACUGCUCAAUGUGUCUGCAUCUGGCUCACUGUACAUUAUUAUGGUUUUGGUGGAUCUAGGUUUGCUGGGGUUCUCUAUUUGCAGUGUGGUGGAGAUCUCCCGAUAUAUGUUAUGGGCAUUAUGGAAACCACUAGUUGCUUCUGAGUAUCAGACUUCUUCCGCACGAACGACAAAGUUGGGCUAUGGGGUCGAGGAUUACACUCGAGUUCUUCAAAUUGGUUUGCUGUGGAGCACUCCUAUUGCACUGCUCACAUGUAUCUCCAGGCUGCUGACGUGGAUGCUUGUGAUUCCUAGCGUUCAUCUAUGGAGCGACGGAAUUAUCGGUGGUGGAGGUACACACGCGCUUUUGACAAUGAUUCGAUUCUAUGACCUAGUGAUUCUGUGUGUUAACAUCAUCUGGAAUAUCUUUGUCGCCUUCGAUGAAAAAGGUGCCUUAGCGUUUGUUCGACAUACGUACGUAAGCCCGUUGGAAGUCAUGGCUAUUAGCGCAACUGUCGCUGUCAUUAGCGUUCAUUUGGGAGGAUUACAAAUUUACGGCUUGAUGCGGGACCAGGAUCGCCAGCGCUUAAGUGAUCGUUCCUCCUUUGGAAAUGCUACUGCAAUUGCAAACGCAUUUGUCGUGCGCCAAAACACCACUGUUGCGCCUUUCGACGUCUAUUAUCCGCUGCUUGUUACCAUCGCAAUCGGUGCCCUGGCUGUAGGUGUUUUCACAGUUUUACGAUUUCAUCUUGCGAGCUCAAUGCCCUCUCGAAGCUUGGUGCGUGGCUCUGCGUGUGCAGUCCAACCAAGUACGGCAGAGAGUUCCCUGUCCGCAACUUCCCCUUCCAUUCCUCAGGGCCUAACAAGAAGCAGCGCUGGAAUUUUGAAGCAACCGGUCUCAUCGUCAAGUCUAACACGAGAAGAACUUACGGGUUCAGGUUCAUUACCGACGUCGGUUGAAGCAACACACCUUGACGAAAUAAGCGAAGACCGCCUUCCUGUGGAGAAUAUGAUCGACAAUCCCAUCCGUGCGUGCAGCCUGGUACGGCGUUCGUGGGCGCUAGAAAAGUUAUCCGAUGGUCAGUUGCUUUUACUUCCUGCCUCCUACCUCAAGUACGGAAUCGUUUUACUCGGAAAGUCCAUGAAGACAAGGUGCGGGUUCAUGGAUACCGUCCAGCCACUUGUUCAUUCGCAUGAGCACGAAAAACUAAACGAGUUGGAAAACGAACCGCACCAAAUAAUAGCGAGAAAUGCAAGCAAACCCAAUCUUCGGUAA